This is a messenger RNA of Exophiala aquamarina CBS 119918, 1683 nucleotides long. RefSeq lists its product as uncharacterized. The annotation marks the transcript as partial. The transcript has a single exon. Lineage: Eukaryota; Fungi; Ascomycota; Eurotiomycetes; Chaetothyriales; Herpotrichiellaceae. The record is from RefSeq and is a predicted model, not a curated record. Gene Ontology annotation, molecular function: protein heterodimerization activity; histone binding. Gene Ontology annotation, cellular component: nucleus.
AUGGACGAACCAUUCCCUAAAAGACCCCGCCUUUCCAUGUUCGCCAACCACGCCCCCAAUGCUGGUCUGGAUGCUGACUUGGAUACGAUGCGCCACAAGAACGACUGCCUGCUCAAGUCGAGGUUCGAGUCCAUAUUUGAGAAAUAUUCUAAAGACUUCGACGGCAUAGGCGAUGAAAUUGAUCUUGUUUCCGGAAGGGUCUUGGUCGACAAUGGACACCUGAAAUCAAUGGCUACUGAAACAGAUCCUGGCAUUGACGAGGAGGAUGAAAGAGGAAAGGCCUUUCUCAGAGCCAUGACAGAGGCGCCGGAUAGCGAGGACUCUGACUUCAACGAGGACGCCGACAAUGUCCUUUCCAGCAUUGAGGAAAUCGCCGAAAACACCGUUCUGAUUCUGAGCGACAAUUCCAUGACCUCAGAUGACACCGAAGACGAGUUAUUCCGACCACUACCCUCGCGCACGUCUUUAGCGACUCCUCCAGAUUCUCGCGGGAACGAGUCCGUACCCAACUUCGACCCAGUCUCCUUAAAGUCCGAGUCAGAUACCGAUUCAUUGUUCGAUGUCCCGGUUACCCAGCGUGACUCUAGUCCCGACUCCUUGUUCGAAGCUCCAUCUACUACAGAAAAAGGCCAUCAUCUUGGCUACCGGGCCAAAGAUGCAUUGUUACGUGCCCCCACCAUUUCUAGUGAGGACCGAAAAGAAAGUGCCAUCCUCGCUAGGUAUGGGUCACGGGUGGGCUACGAAGUGAUUGACUUGCUUCAAAGAGAAAGAGAAAAUGCCGAAGCACAUAUUGAACCAGCCUGGCGAAUUCCUUCAAAUAUCAUCCCCCCAAAGCUCCCGACUCCUCCUAUAAUGCAUCAACCCCCCCCAAACUUGCCCUCGCUACAACGACCUCAAAGCCUGGAGGAUCAGAAGCCCUCGGAUUUACCUCUUUCAACACCGUCCGACUCCGUCUGGAGAGUUCCUCGGACAAGGAAUCCUAGAAAGAAAGCUGAAGAUACCCAUCGCCGCCGCGUGCUCCGGUUGCUUCGUGCAGAAUCAGAAGAUCCUCUUCAAGAUGGGUUUGCGAGCGAUCAUGCAGAUGAUGGCAAUGGCGAACCUUCGUCUUUGGAAACCGGGGAGGAAACAGAGAGGAUGCAGGAGAAACGAGAUAUCUCCCAGACCUCUCUCGGAGACGAGACUGAUGACGAAGUAAAGGCUCUGCGACAAGGUCGUUGUUUUUACUGUGGCCAGCAAUAUAAGGCUCGCGCCGGAGUGGUCUCUCAUUGGACAAAUCUCGUCAGUCGCUUCUUAGAGCGAGAUGAAGUCGAUGAUGUCCACGACAUGCCCUACAUUCUUGAGUACCGACAAUCGACCUGGCGACGUCAGCGAAAUGCCCGCUUGAUCGUAUCCGACUUCAGGACAAUGGUAGAAUUACAUGAAGGGGCUGGCCUCUCGUUUGAUGAAAUUGCCGACUGCGGAGCACUGCGGACAAGAAAAGCUGGGGCUGGUCUGCAGCAGGUUUAUGACAGGUACCGAAUCGCACCAGAGGAUGAGAGAGAGACCAAGGAGUGGUCAUCGGAGGAAUUGAGAACUCUGAAUAAACUUUGCAAGGAUCCUAGAAGAGAUGUCGGCACGCUUUCGAAGCUUCUCAGAGGCCGGACAGAAACCGACAUAGGAGGCAAAAUGGCAGAGAUAUGGCUG